UUUUGUUUCGCGUGUGUGAAAUCGGGAAAAUCAACCGAACAAUAAAAUAAGCAACGGCUUCUGGCACGCUGCCAAUAUUGACAAAGACAACUUCAGAACCCUAUAUAAGCUCAUCCUGUUAGAGACAAGAAGUUAGUGCCACCACAAACUUCGUUGUUAAUACUCAAACGUAAAAAUUAUAUCUGUUAGCCAUGAAAUCAUUGACUGCGCUAUGUUUAAUAUUUGGUUUAGCCAUAUAUUAUGUCAAUGCCGAUUGUCCAGAUACGGAAGAUGUUGUGUGGACUCUUGGUGACGGCUGCCAAGUGUUUCGCAAUAAAUGUUACCUAAUUAGGGCAAACAUGGUGCGCAAGCCAGGCUAUACAGUUACCACCAAAGAGGAGUGCCAGAAACAUUGCCCCGAAGUGUGCCCGGCAAUUCAUAGCCCAACAACUGGAAAUUAUAAGGGGCAUAUCCGGGAAUUCGUCAACAGCUGCUUAAAACGGGUCCACACAUGUCGCACUGGCGAGACUUUUUUGUAAACUCACGCGAGUACCUCAAACAUGUGUAACCAUCAAGCAAUUUGUAUAAAAAUUAAAGAUGAAAAGUAGAGACUUGUUCUGCAUGCAUACUUUAAAGUAAUGAUUAAUUGGGGAGAGUAAACAAUAUGAAUAUAAAUGAGCUUAUGUAAUGGAAAUGAAAUGCAAAUAAAUAUCUUCUUGA
Molecule: messenger RNA, 699 nt
Organism: Drosophila elegans
Lineage: Eukaryota; Metazoa; Arthropoda; Insecta; Diptera; Drosophilidae
Exons: 3
Coding region: 192-518 (108 amino acids)
Source: RefSeq, a predicted model, not a curated record